GACAUAAUUUAUUGCCUGUUUGCAGCAGAGAAAGUCUCACUGUGUGAUCAAUAAUCUGAUAUGUGACCUCUAGCUGCAGCCGAGGAGACUGCUGCUCCAGAGAACACGACCCGAGGUAGAGAAACCUGCAUUUUGUUGCAUCGCAGAACCACAAAUAAUCUGAUUUAACACUUUGAAUCACUAAUAUAUUCUGUGGCACUUUAUAAACACCGUUCUGUUUAUACCAUUAAUAUCUCAUUAAAAAGCUUGAUUCUCACUGUGUGGAAUCACUAGGACCAGCAGGCUUGAUUUUAAGGUUGUUUUCCUAACAAAUACAUAGAAAUGUACUGAUUUGUUAUUUAUUAAAAUAUUAAAUCCAGCAACGUGGUGAAGAAAAAUCCUCAAAUUUAACAGAGUUAACCCUCUAUGGUACAGUAUUGCUCCAUUUUUGGCCUGUCAAAUUUCUACAAUGCAUGUUUUUGAGUAAUGCGAUACUUUAAAAAAAGAGUAUAGGGAACCAAUAGCAAUGCUUUAAUUUGUCACAUGACCCCCAGGAGGCCAUAUUGAAACCCUAUUUUGCAGACCUUUGCCAUUUUGCGCCACAAAAAAAUCACUCAAAACGUCAUUUCCUGGUCCUUUUCUAUCUGGAAAAAAUAUAUUUACUACUGAUAGGAGAGUAAACCUUCAUUUUUGAUAGUUUCAUACAUUUUUUAACAAUGACACAUUUGACAAAUUACAUCACUGUAAUCAAAUAUAAUUUAAAGCAAUUCUGAUGGAAAAUAUUCUGUUAAGGAGUCCACAGAUCAGUGCAUCGUUCCAUAGAUGUUUGUGAUCAUUGUUGCAGACCAAUAAGCGAAACAAGUGUGUUCCAUUUAGCUUUAUUAGUUUUCUGGAAGACUCUAAUAACAUUUGGUUUCACAGACUUAAAGAUACUUAAGUUGACUUUGUUCUUUAACUCAGAUUGUUUGAUCUGAUGUUUUUCUCAUGAUGGUUUUCUCUGAGUUUAAUUUGAAGAAGUUACUGAAGUUGUGAGCAUUGAUUUAAUGUCAGUUAUAAAGUGUGAAGAGUUCUAUAACUGAUACAGUCAGUGAUCACAUUAACUGAAUAUUUUCCGUCAUUUAUAGACUUUUUUUUAACAAUGACACAUUUGACAAAUUACAUCACUGUAAUCAAAUAUAAUUUAAAGCAAUUCUGAUGGAAAGUAUUCUGUUAAGGAGUCCACAGAUCAGUGCAUCGUUCCAUAGAUGUUUGUGAUCAUUGAUGCAGACCAAUAGGCAAAACAAGUGUCUUAUGGCAGUUUGGGGUUUUAUUGCAGAGUUUUGCAGGUUGUGUGUGUGUUAAUGCAUGCACGUGAGGAUGCAUGCACGUUCUCGGUUGCAGGUAUUGCAAAUUUAUGUUAUCAAAAGUGUAUUUCAGACCAUUUAGUUUUCUGCAUGCAGUGUGUGAUGAUGCUUCCUGGGCUGAUUUGUGCCGACGAACGCCGUGAUUGGUUGAUGUUUGAGAGCGAUAUGCACGCUGCGGUUAAAGCUCCGCCUUCAAUCCAAACCUCAGAGCGGCCCGUCAGAGGAUCCCGGCUGCGCUCCGCCCUGAGGGACGAGCUGAGGAUGAUCCAUGAGAAGAUGGAGGCCAAGAGGAUCGCUCGCAUCGCUCUGGCCGAGAUCAGGGCCUUCCUCGCCGAGGAAGAGGAGGAGAAGGAGAAGGCCUGGGUGCUGAAGAUGAAGACGCUGGAGGCUGCGCAGGAGCAGCUGAGGGAGGAGCGGAGGAGGGAGGCAGAGAGGGCGGAGAAGGAGAGGAGGGAGAGGGAAGCAAAGGAGGAGGCCGAGAAGGAGAGGCUGGAGAAAGAGAGACAAGAGAUGGAGAGAUUGGCCAAAGAAAAGGCGGCCAAAGAGGAGAGGGAAAGAUUGGAGCAAGAGAGGGCGGAGAAGGAAAAGAUGGAGAGAGAGCGUCUGGCCCGGGAACGAGAGAGGGCAGAGAGGGAGCAGCAGGAAAGAGAGAGGGCUGAGAAGGAGAGGAUGGAGAGGGAGAAGGCAGAGAAAGAGCAGUUAGAGAGGGAGAGACUGGAGAAAGAGAGAAUUGCCAAAGAUAAAGAGGAAAAAGAAAGAGUGGAGAGGGAACGAAUCGCCAAAGAAAGAGCCGAAAAAGAACGGCUGGAGAAAGAACGAAUUGCUAAAGAAAGAGCUGAAAAAGAACGACUGGAGAGGGAACGAAUCGCCAAAGAAAGAGCCGAAAAAGAACGACUGGAGAGGGAACGAAUCGCCAAGGAAAGAGCCGAAAAAGAACGACUGGAGAGGGAACGAAUCGCCAAAGAAAGAGCCGAAAAAGAACGAGCAGAGAGGGAACGAAUCGCCAAAGAAAGAGCCGAAAAAGAACGUCUGGAGAGGGAACGAAUCGCCAAAGAAAGAGCCGAAAAAGAACGAGCAGAGAGGGAACGAAUAGCUAAAGAAAGAGCUGAAAAAGAACGAGCGGAGAGGGAACGAAUCGCUAAAGAAAGAGCUGAAAAAGAACGAGCGGAGAGGGAACGAAUCGCUAAAGAAAGAGCUGAAAAAGAACGACUGGAGAGGGAACGAAUCGCUAAAGAAAGAGCUGAAAAAGAACGAGUGGAGAGGGAACAAAUCGCUAAAGAAAGAGAACGAAUUGCCAGAGAGAAGGAGCGACAAGAACGGGAAAGAAUCGCCAAAGAAAGAGCAGAAAAAGAGAAGCUAGAGAGGGAACGUAUUGCCAAGGAAAACGAGAGAAUUGCGAGGGAAAAGGAGAGGAUGGAACGAGAGAGGGCCGAAAAGGAAAGAAUAGAGAGAGAACGAGUCGCUAGGGAAAAAGAGAGAAUCGCCAAAGAAAAGGAAAGAGUUGCCAGAGAGAAGGAAAGGAUUGAGAGGGAAAGGGCAAGAAUAGCUCAGGAGAAGGAGAGAGCGGCGAGAGAAGAGAAGGAGAGGAUAGAGAGAGCAGCGAAGGAAAGGGAGAGAAUGGAACAGGCGAGACAGGAGAGAGAGCGAGCGGUGAGGGAGAAGUUGGCCCGCGAGAGGGCUGACAAGGAGCUGAUGGAGAGGCAGAGGCUGGCCAGAGAGAAGAAGCAAGAGGUCGCCAUCGAGAGAAAACCAAACGCCUCCCAGCCCAAAGCUCCGGCCGCCGAGGAGAGGAGCGAGAGAGCGAGCGUGGCGGCCGUCAGGAGGGAGAAGAGCGUGGCGGAGGGGAAGAAGAAGUGACGCCACGGGGCUGAGUGACUCUUAAUGGUGCUAGAAGAGGAUUAAAGGAGGUUUUGAGGAGUUUUUCACCAGAUGUGAAAUAUAUAUAUAUAUAUAUAUAUAUAUAUAUGUAUAUUUCACAUCUGGAAUCUUGAAAUAAAGUGCAGUACUUGAUGAAAUUGAGCUGACUGGUGAAUCCAGCUGCCAUUAGUGGUGAUUGUUGAUAUUCUGCUGGUGCAGUGGUUUUAUUUCUCCUCAGAAUUGAAUAUUUUCUAGUUUUGGGUGUUCAAAUGUUUUAAAGAAAUCCUGAAAUGUCGUGUGCAGAUAAAAUGGGAGUUAAAACAGUGUAGUGUUCUAUCCGUCCCACUGUUGGGAGCGUCUUGCUUCAGUGUGCAUGUUGGGUUAUUUAGAAAAUGUUUGUUAUUGUGAGUUUUAUUUUGUUGAAAAAAGCGAGUAAAUGUGAGGAGAAGAAGAGUCGUCUUAUCUCAUGAUGCCAGCGUCAUGCCGUCCGUGUGAUGGAUCCUUUUUCUGUCCUGUGGAGGAAAAAAUACAGAUAUCAGGGUUACCGCUAUAUUAAUUUAGUAGCAGCGGCCCACCAUGUUAGACCUGCCUUCAAAAUAAAAGCAAACACAUGUACCUUUCAAAAUAAAAGCACAUGGAUGUGUUAACAGAGUCCACUAAAUCAUUUUCAAGAAGACUGUUAAAAUAUGAUGCCCUAAAUAAAACGGAAGAACCCUUUUUCUCCGAUACAAUAUUUCAUUAAAAUAUGCAAUGAUCAGGAAGGAAUAGUGGCAUUAGAAUGUGCGAGAGGCACCAAAUUUACCCUUUUAUGGCAAAAACAUUCUCCGGGGGAGCAUGCCCCCAGACCCCAAUCAUAGUCUCAUAAAAUCCUGUGGGAAACACUGGUUCUAAAGCUUGUUUUGCAGUCGAGUGUCAUUUUUUAUACUUUUUAAAUAGCUGAUUGAUAUUUACAUGUGCAGAUCAUCCAGGGGACAGAAAACCCUUUACCCCCGCUGCUGAAAAAAAAUCCUACAGGAAACACUGUCUAGUUUGGGGUGUUUCAAAUGUUUGAAGAAUGGUGUGCAGAUCAAUCCGGGAGUGAAAAGCGUGUAGUAUUUAUUUCAAACUCUUGAGACUUCGUCCCACUGUUGGGAGCGUCUUGCUUCAGUUUGCAUGUUGGGUUAACUAGAAAACAUUUGCAGUUGUGAAUUUUAUUUUGGUGAAGAAAACGAGUCAAUCUGAGGAGUAGAGGAGUCGUCUUAUCUCAUGAUGCCAGCGUCAUGUCGUCCGUGUGAUGGAUCCUUCUUCUGUCUUGUGGAGGAAAAAAUACAGAUAUGGGGGUUUCCGCUAUAUUCAUUUAGCGGCAGCGGCCUGCCGUGUUGGACUCGCCUUCAAAAUAAAAGCAAACACAAGUAGCUUUCAAAAUAAGAGCACAUGGAUGUGUUAACAGAGUCCACCAAAUAAUUUACAAGACGACUGUUAAAAUAUGAUGCCUUAAACAAAAACAGAAGAACUUUAUUCUCCUUUACAAUAAUUCAUUAAAAAAUGCAAUGAUUAAGAUGGAAUAGUGGCAUUAGAAUGUGCGAGAGGCACCAAAUUUAGGCUUUCAUGGCAAAAACAUUCAGACCCCCAUCAUAGUCUUGUAAAAUCCUGUGGGAAACACUGGUUCUAAAGCUUGUUUUGCAGUCAAGCGUAAUUUUUUAUACUUUCUAAAUUGCUAAAUUCCAGGGGACAAAUAACCCUUUACCCCCGCUGCUGAAAAAACUCUAGAGGAAACACUGUAUAUAAUUAAUGAGCAUCCACUAUGUUCCCAUCAGGCUGUUACACUUGAGGAUAUCAUAUGAAGGAUAGCAGUGAAAGUGUCACAGAUUGGUGUUAAAACUUCACAGAUUUAUUUGAAUCUGUUCAUCAGUGUUGGAAAGGUUCAGUUUCAGAGCUGAACUUACAGAUACUUGAGUUGAAUUUGUUGUUUGUUUUCUGUCUUUUUGUUUGAUCUGAUGUUUGUCUCAUGAUGGUUUUCUAUGAGUUUAAUUUUAAGAAGUUACUGAAGUUGUGAGCAUUGAUUUAAUAAGUGUGAAGAGUUAUGUAACUGAUACAGUCAGUGGUCACAUUAACUGAACAUUUUCCGUCAUUUACAGACUUUUUUUUUUAACCAUGACGGAAAAAUCUGAAGGCUGUCCAAUUAACACAUUUGACAAAUUAAAUCAACUGUAAUUUAAAUCAUUUCCAGCCCUGCCCAGCUGGUGGCCUGUGCACAAUAAUUAUCUUCUGUAUCUUUACUGGAUAUUUUCAUGUUCAUGUGUGAAUAUUCUUACAAAUUAAAAGUCUGUUGCUCAUUGAAACUUGCAUUAUAAUCCUGUUGUAUUCUCAUUAUAUCAGCGGCAUAAAGUGGUCUUAAAAUGACAAUUAUAUUAUCUAUUACAAUACUUUCUGGGACAAUAUUUCUUCUUACAAAGAUAAAGUUAAAGUGACAUGUGUAUAGUAUUUAUAGAUUAUUGUUGUUUACUCAUGGAGAUGAAUCCUGCUCUGGUUUUUGUUGUUUACUUUAAAGUUAGAAGAAAAUCUCAUUAAAAAAAAUACAUAACAAAAACAAAAAAUGUGUCCUUCUUCUCAGCUUGUUUCUGAUUUUAUUGAACAACCUUUCUGCUCUGUUCUUUUAUUUAUUGAGGAAAUUUUAAUAUUUUUAACAUUUAUGUGUGAAUAUU
Molecule: messenger RNA, 5863 nt
Organism: Centropristis striata (black sea bass)
Lineage: Eukaryota; Metazoa; Chordata; Actinopteri; Perciformes; Serranidae
Exons: 1
Coding region: 1320-3179 (619 amino acids)
Source: RefSeq, a predicted model, not a curated record